CACUUUAACCACCCCACCCCCCCCAAAAGAAGAGUACUUUCCUUGAUCGUCUCGUAAAAUCUUGCUCUAUUUUAUAAUUUCUCCCAGAGAAAAACAUAUUUUGCUUCUUCUUCUUUUGUUGUUGUUAUUAUUGGUUCGUACGUUGUUCAUUAUCUGACAAGAAAAAAAAAAUAUCAAAUCAAAAAAAGGAAAAAUACAAAAUGGAGUUGAUGAAUCUGGCAUCAAAAGAAACGAGUUACUGGAUGCUCGCACUACCUGCCGUUUUUGGAUCCCAAAACCUACACGAUGUUUCCAUCCUCGGCUAUCUACUCCUCGCCGUCGUUUCUCUAUCUUUACUCACGUGGGCACUCGCCGGAGGUGGCGGCAUCGCAUGGAAGAACGGCCGUAACCGAUUGGGUCGGGUCACGAUUCCGGGUCCUCGAGGCAUACCAGUAUUCGGCAGUCUUUGCACUCUCAGCCGCGGCUUGGCUCAUAGGGCGUUAGCCGCCAUGGCUUGGAGCCGAGCUAACACUGAGAUUAUGGCUUUCAGUCUCGGCUCGACUCCGGUUAUCGUGGCUUCUGAGCCGAAUACGGCUCGCGAAAUUCUGAUGUCGCCUCACUUCGCAGACCGGCCGGUUAAGCAAUCGGCUAAGAGCCUCAUGUUUAGCCGAGCCAUAGGAUUCGCGCCGAACGGGGCAUACUGGCGCACGUUAAGAAGGAUCGCCUCGAAUCACCUAUUCGCUCCUCGGCGGAUUUUAGCACACGAAGCUGGGCGCAAGCUAGACUGCGCCGAAAUGGUGAAAGCUGUGUCAGCGGAGCAAAACGGCGUCGGAUCCGUCGUUUUGAGGCAACACUUGCAGCUAGCCGCCUUGAACAACAUCAUGGGGAGCGUUUUUGGGAGGAGAUACGACCCUAUGUCUAAGGAUCAGGAUCUUGAUGAUCUCACAUCAAUGGUUGCAGAAGGGUUCGAGCUCUUGGGUGCUUUUAACUGGUCCGAUUAUCUUCCAUGGCUCGGUUAUUUCUACGAUCCGCUUCGUGUAAACCAGCGUUGCUCAGAACUCGUUCCUCGAAUCCGAACCCUCGUCAAGAGAAUCAUCGACGAACACAGAGUCAGUAACUCGGAUAAGAAAGGAGAUAUUGGAGAUUUCGUUGAUGUCUUGUUAUCUUUUGACGGAGAUGAGAAGCUUCAAGAAGAUGACAUGAUCGCCGUUUUAUGGGAGAUGAUAUUUCGAGGCACAGACACAACGGCGUUAUUAACGGAGUGGACCAUGGCCGAGCUAGUACUGAACCCUGACGUGCAAGCCAAGCUAAGGGAUGAGAUCAAAACGGCUGUGAACGACCGAGCCGACGUGGCAGAUGCUGACCUGGCAAAACUCCCGUACUUGGCUGCUGUGGUGAAGGAAACUCUGAGGCUGCAUCCUCCCGGACCAUUGCUAUCGUGGGCUCGUCUUUCCACGUCAGAUGUCCAGCUCAGCAACGGCAUGGUGGUUCCAAAAGGUACUACGGCAAUGGUCAACAUGUGGGCCAUUACGCACGACCCGGUGGUAUGGUCCGACCCGUUGAAAUUCAACCCGGACAGGUUCAGUGAGAAUGGUGACGUGGACAUUCGUGGUGGGGAUCUAAGGCUUGCGCCGUUCGGAGCCGGGAGGAGGGUGUGUCCGGGGAAGAACAUGGCUUUGGCUACUGUGACUCGUUGGGUGGCUGAGUUGGUGCAACGGUUCGAGUGGAGUCAGGAUCAGACCAAUCCGGUUAAGCUCGAUGAGGUCUUGAAGCUUUCUUGUGAGAUGGAGCAUCCGUUACGUGCCGUUGUAACCGAAAUCUAAGUUAGGGUUUUUGACUUUUGUCAAUGUGUGUGUUUUUUAUCCUAAUAAUAAUUUCCAUGUAUCGUACGUUUUCUUUCUGUUUUGUGGAGAGAUGUUUGAAUUGUUGGUUGUUUUCCGUUUUAACUUUAAUUAGUUGAUGUAGUAAUUUGGUUUGAUGUGUAGUAUCGUUAUCCUUAGACCUUAGUGUGGGACUUAAUAAACCGAGUUCUUGUUA
Molecule: messenger RNA, 2016 nt
Organism: Eutrema salsugineum
Lineage: Eukaryota; Viridiplantae; Streptophyta; Magnoliopsida; Brassicales; Brassicaceae
Product: cytochrome P450 78A7
Exons: 2
Coding region: 201-1802 (533 amino acids)
Molecular function (GO): iron ion binding; heme binding; oxidoreductase activity, acting on paired donors, with incorporation or reduction of molecular oxygen
Source: RefSeq, a predicted model, not a curated record